Molecule: messenger RNA, 2142 nt
Organism: Drosophila busckii
Lineage: Eukaryota; Metazoa; Arthropoda; Insecta; Diptera; Drosophilidae
Exons: 2
Coding region: 295-1626 (443 amino acids)
Source: RefSeq, a predicted model, not a curated record
UUUUCACCACCCACCUGCAUACCUGCAGGCUCAGCCCAGCAAUCCAUUUGGACAGUGUAGAUAAAAAAAAAAACUGCAAUUUUAAUUGAGCAAUCUAUGCGGUCAGGAGUGGCCUAAAGUGCUCGCGCAGCGUGUGGUGCUGCUUUGGCUACGAUAAGCGACGAGAUAAGCGUUCGAUAAGUUCGAUCCACUCAACUGGUCGAGUGUGCUUAUCUCAACCUUAGCUGCUGCUGCUGCCUGGCCACAAGAAUUCUCAAUGCAGGCAGCUCGACGACUUUCAGUCACAUAGAGAACAUGAUAUGGUUCAUUGCUGCGAAUUUCGGCCUGUUGGUGGCGCUGGUAUCACUGGUGCUGAUGCUGCUUGGCCGCAAGUCGACGCUCAUCUUUGGAAAAUAUCCGUGCAAGGGUCCGUUCUAUAGCAUUAAGUAUCGCAUAGCGCUGUGGCUGCUGCGCCGCCUGCGCUUGCAUUUCUACAAGCGCAACGAGGAGCUGCUCAGCUCGUCCGCUCAUCUGGCCACGAUCGAUUGCCCGCAGCCGCUGACCGACGAUCCCAAGAGCUACGAUGUAGUCAGCUUUAUGGCUGCCAAUGCAGCUGGUGUAAAGUUGAUGCUAACGCUGGAACGACGACGACGUGGCGUAUUGAAGGCAGCGUUUUAUCUCUGGCUGCCCGGCGAUGGCUUGCUCUGCUCACCACGCUUGCCCGACAUGGUGCAUUUCACCAGCGAAGGCGGCUACGGCGAGAGCAGCGAAUUUCGCGGCGCUGGUUUUCACAUCUUUCCGGUGCGCUCAAUGCGCAGCUGGCGUUUGCUCUACAACGGACAACUACGACGCAAUGGCGAGCUGCUGGAUGUGAAACUGGAUUUGGAUUUCAACAGCACUGCAGCGCACUUUGACUACAAUCGCGAUCUCAGCUCAGCGCUGAUUGCUGACUCCAUAGCACGCGAGGCCUGGAACGACACCUUCUAUGGCCUGCUGAAGCGCGUUGGCCAAGUGCUGGACAAGCGCACGCACUAUGAGCAGUCUGGCAUGCUAACUGGCACCAUAAUGUUCGAAGGACGCCGUCGUGAGCUCAAGUUGCGCGGCUUUCGCGAUCACAGCUUCGGCACUGAGCGCUGCCUGAGCUCCAUCAAUCGUUAUGUGUACUUUGCUCUGCUGCUGGAUGAUGGCAGCAGCAUGGUCGUCGGCAAUCUAAGUCAGCCCUCGUUCUUUCUCUCCUCGCUCAAGAUGGGCUACUUCUGCACCGCUGAGGGCGUCUAUGAGCCCAUUACGGCCAGCAAUUUUGAGCUCUACUCCUACGGCGAGAAGGGCACACCGCCGCAGCAUCAGAACUUCAUCGUCAAUACGGCGGACAACGUGUACAUGGUGCAGAUAGAAGUCGAGCACAGCGCCAUACGCUACGUGGGCGGCGACUGGGAGUCCAAGGUGUACAAUCAGUUCGUUGCCUGCACCGUCAAUGGCAUCGCUGGCCAGGGACAUGCCGAGUAUCUUUACAGGCACAACAGCGGCCGUCCCGAGGAAGUUGCUGCCGAGGAUCCCAUUUGGUAUCAGCGCAUCAAGCGCUUUGAGCGCAGUCUCAGCAACAUGGAGCUCAUGAACGACCUGGAGGACGAGGACUUUAUAUUCUAAUUUUUUUUUAAAUCUAAGUGUCACUAUUUCAUUAUGUCUAGAUAUGCAAAAUGUAAGUCUAGCUUGCAUAAGAUUGCUAAAAUAUUUUAGAUAUCAUUUUUUUUUUAAUUUUAAGCGAAACUAUUUCAAAAACGUCUAUAUGGACAUAUAUGUGUGUGAUAAAACUGAUAAACUAUAAGAACGCUGUGCAUAAAACAGAGUUUAAAAAUAAAUUCCAAAAUUUAAAACUAAAAUUCAAGUCUAGCUUGAAUACAAUUGGCAAAGUAUUUUGGUUUAAGUGUAACUAUUUCAAAAAACCUUUAGAAUUUCUAUAUGUGUGUGAUAAUCCGGAAGACAACUACAGAGUCUAAAAAUAAAUAUCAAUGUCUAAAUGUCCAAAAUUCAAGUUUAGCUUGAAUAAUAUUUUAGAUCUCUUUUUUUUCUAAGUUGUAAGCUGAACAAUUGCAAAAACGUUACAUAUACUAGGUGUGAUAAACUGAUAAUACAGAGUCUUAACGUAUAUUUAAAAACUAAUUA